UUCCUCCUACCUUGACAACAAGUGUAAAUUAAAAUGGCGCCUAUUGGAGGCGCAGAGUAGAUGCUUAUUUUGCUGAGGAUAUACACAUUAUCUAGAAAAGAUGAGCACUGCUGUAGCACCUCAUCAGCCUAGUCAAUCCAUAGGAUCUCCAAGACACCAAGACAGAAAAGCUCUUGUUUCAUCUGAUGGCAAAAAUGCUUUGCCAGAGCUUAGAAAUAGUAAUAAUGCCUUAGACAAAACUAAGCCCCUCCCCACCUCACUACAGAGUGACUUUAUUCCUGAGGAUGUUCUGUUUGCCCUGACACAGCCUCCUCCUGUACGGGACCAACUCGGGCCUCCAACCCGGACCAGGAAUCUUAAUGUCUCUAAUGUGCCAGCUAGGGCUCCACCAUCUAACCUUUGGAGCCAUAAAAGAAGAGAAAGGUUUAAACACCUUACAGAAAACACACCUUGUAUUUGUGGGGCUGGAAGUGACAUCUCCUUCCUGUACGAUGUCCCUCUCCCAGAGAAGAAGUUGGAGAGACCAGAUAAACUGGAUAAAAGUUUUGCUAGAAAAGAAGCUCUGGACAAGCAGAGAAAGCCAUUGGAGCUACCAGACACUUUAAUUCCUGAGGAAUAUCAUAUCAUCAAAAACAAAGGUGUCAUGGGAAUUGAGUUUCACGAGGACAAAUACAGCAAUCAAGUUGAGGACCAUGAAAAACAUCUGAUUGUGUUUCCUUCUAUGAAACCCUCAAGUCGCUUUGAAGUUGUUCAGUUGAAGAACACGAUGGAUCGUAUGUUAGAUAAAGCUGGAGUAUAUGACACAGAUUCCGAGAUUAGGGGACCAACUCAGAUGCACAACUUACUUGAGUUAAUCAAGAAAGAACAGAAUAUUUACAACACAGUCUUUCAUGAGGUUAUCAGACAGGUGAGCAUAGAAUGUGUGGACAGAGGAGAACUUUUAGCCAAUCUUCGCCAGAAGUACAGCGACCUACUGAACAAAGUCCCACAGCAAAUCAAGAGUUUACAUGAGGAGGUUAUGGCACAGAGAGCUCUGGAUAGAAGACUGACUGAAGAGCUGAUGAGAUUUAAAGGCACCAUUGGUAUACUGACCAGUGAGCUGUCUGCAGUCAAGGAACACGACAAGAAAGUCACCAAAGAAGCACAACAAGCCCAGGAGGAUCUGAAGACAGCCCUGUCUGAGGCCCAGAAAAAUGCUAGUCUUCUGGCAGAGUACCAUGAUUUAUAUGAGUUACAAAGGAAGAGACUGGAAACUUCAGUCCAUUUACUGACAGAAGAGCGGGAACUCUGGAGUAAUGCUGCCUAUAGUCUUGCUCUCAAGGUGACAGAGGAAGCUAAUUUGACCACAGCUAAGAAGCUUCAUGUUAGUGAGAAAUCAUGGGCCAAACUGGCCACCCACUUCACCAUUCUGCUAAGUGACAAGGACACGGAGCUCCUGACUAACCUCCAGACACACGUGGAGAGGUGGCGCGACCUGGUAGAGGAAUUUAACAUCAUUCUGAAAACCCGAGAAGAAGAAAUGAAGGUCAACAUCAGCUCUCUGAAGGGUAGCAUUCAAAAAUGGAUGCUUGAGAUUCGAAAGAUUUGCUUUGACGUGGAUGAAAAUGCUAGUGUUAGUACAAUGAGGCUCCUUCGUUAUAGAAGUUAUGAAGAUACAAAAGAAGGUCAUUUCCAAAAGCCUCCAGAUGAAUCAACUCUGAGGUUGUUUCUAGAAGAAAUGAGAAAUUGGGAAGAGGUACUUGGUAGAGAAGCAGAGAAAUUCGGAGGUGAUACCUUACUGAACGGUCAAGAGAAGUUAACGGUCAUCAGACAACAGAUGGAUGGAUGGACAGACAAUGCCCUCAAGGUCUUCAGUCGCCACCGAAAGGAGGGGGCCAAGAACCAUCCAGAUCAGGACGGAAUGAUGACAUUGAAUGAGGAAGUUGAGGAAUUGCUGAGACAAUUUAAUAACAGAAUUACGGGAGAAAAUGAUUACAAAGAACCUGAGUGGAUUAUAAAAUGGAGAAGGUUUCUGUAUACCUGGGUUGCACCACAUGCCAUUCAUUUAAUGCAUGGUCUGGAGACAUGGGAUUUGAAGAUAGCAGCCUCGCUGAAUGGAACCCAGCCCAUCAAUGACAAUGAAUGGGUCAGUCUACUGAAUCUGAUGGAGGAAUGGAUGGGGGGUAUCGAUGAUGCAGUGCAGUACGUAGGAUCCACCCAAAAGGAGGAAGACAGGAUUGAGUCAAAACCACACACUAGGAUUGAUGUCAUGGAUACGGUUAGGAAGGUGCAGAAAUGGGCCACCACAGCCAGUAAUGCUAUAGACAGUGAAGAUGGAAGACUUGUCGAACAGGUUUCGACACUUCACUCUCAGAUGGUACAGUGGAUGGUCCAGAUGCUGUUACGACUCGCCCCAGACAAGGAGGGGAACUCUAAGGAGGCAGCAGACAUGGUCCUCCUCAACAGCCUCACCCUGGGACAACUCUACUCCAACGUCAAAAUGCUGUUUGAACAACUAGAGCAGUUCUCAACCUAUGUAGCUCAAAAUUCCAGUGAAAUCUUAUUUGGCAUCAGUAAUCUUAUAUCUAUAGAGGAUGAAUAUCAGAACUCAAGAUGUUGUAGUGGUGUGGUGAUGGACAACACCCAGGCCAGGCGUGACAAUAUGGAGGACAAUGCUGAGCAUGAAUUGAAGGAUUUACAGAGACUCAGGAUGGAGUGCAUGGAUUGGAUCCACACAGCUAAGUUGUUAACCAGCCACCUGUUGGAGGAGCCUGUUGAGUCCUUGUUUCCCUCUGCUACCUCCGGGGAGGAGCCCUCUAAGAAGUCUGCCCCAGAGAAAGCCGCUGUGGCUUUCCAUGACAAAGAGAAACUAAAGCCCUCAGUGCCAGAGGCAGAGGCUAAAACAGAGGCUCCAUCCACACAGCCAGCUGAAGCUGAUAAAAAGGAAAAUCCAAAGGAUGGGGUUCCACCAGAAAGAGAAACAGGGGAGGGGGAGGAACAGAAAAAACCAGCCCCAGUGCCACCCAAGCAAGAAAAAGAGUCCAGUAAAGAGAAACUGGAAGUGAUUGGCUAUGAUGAGAAUACACACACAAAAACUCUAAAGACAUCAGACUCUAAGCCAUCAGCUCCUGCCACAUUUAUACCUGAUGCUCCCAACACACAGAAAUCUUACGAGGCUUUGGAGGCUGUAGAGAGUCUACAAGGACAGCUCAUGGCCACUGAGCAGAGAGCUCAAGCCGCAGAAGACCGAGCUGCUGAGGCCGAGUCAGAUCUGGCCGACGCCAACGAGCGAAUCAGGGAACUAGAAAAACGAUUGGCCAAGUUAGAAAAGCAGGAGGAGGAAUCUACAGUAGGUGACAAGACCCCCACCAAGGCAUCAGCCACACCCACAACCCCUAGGGAAGAACCUGCUGCAAAGGAGAAAUCUCCAGAAAAGAAGGAAGAAAAGAAGAGACCUGAGUCACAGGCAUCUAAAGCUAGCUCCAAAUCUAGUAAAUCCAAGAAAGGGAAAUAACUCUAAAAUAUUCAAACAGUAGCAAGAAUUUAUUUUUGUACUUAAUGGCAUUUAUGUUAAAUACUGUCUUUUAUCCAUGAGCAGGUUCUUGAUAUUUUUCUUUUUUUUAUCAAUUUCUUAAUGUUCUAAUACUGCUGUGAAGUAUUUACUGCCAAACAUUUGAGAUAUUUUGGUACACAUUGAAUCUGCUGGUUUUGUGUAUGAACACUGCUGGUCAUUGCUAAAGAUCUUUUAUCGUACUGUUGUGAUGUGAUUCAGUGCCUAUAUAUAUACCUAUUACUUACUUGUUCCACUUUGGAUUUUUUUUAUGUACUUGUGAUCAUAAAAAAUAAUAUUUUUAUGAGCUAGAGAAUAUGUAAAGAAGACUAUAGUGAUUGUAAAUGCUAAAAUAUUUUGUAAGGAAUUUUUUUUUCACUUUGUUUUAAGGCAUUCACAAGAAAUAUUUACACUAAGAAGAAGUUUGUACUUUUUCAUUUAAUAUCUGUGAUAUGUGAAUAAUAUGUUGUUGAGAUGUGUCUACAGUUUAUGAA
Messenger RNA from Saccostrea echinata, 4023 nucleotides. RefSeq names its product axonemal dynein light chain domain-containing protein 1-like. The record is from RefSeq and is a predicted model, not a curated record. The transcript has 30 exons. Bases 101 to 3493 code for a protein of 1130 amino acids. Lineage: Eukaryota; Metazoa; Mollusca; Bivalvia; Ostreida; Ostreidae.